AAUACCACCGUGAAAAUGCUUGUUCUGUUUUCCAGUGAUAGAUUUGUGAAUGCCACGACCUAAUAGGACAGUGGAGUGACAAGAUAUGAUCAUGAGGUCGUUAGAAGCUUGUAGCCUUUGGACUUUGGACUGUCAAAGUGCCCCUUGUACAAGCAAAACAUUCUGAGCAAACAUCUCACAUGACAGGGUGUCAGGCUUGACUGUAAGACAGGUUUUACACACUGCGCAAGUCUUCAGGUGAACUACAACUCCUUAAAGAUGGUGUGGGUGGAGGUUGCCAUGGCGAUGAGUGUUCUGGGUGUUCUGGCGUACCUGCGGUACACACCUGUCCCACCUGAAGGCGUCUCCGAAAGGGAAAAGCGGAAAGUCGCGAUUCGCAUGAAGACAAUUCUCGUGGACAUGGGAGCAGUGCUGGAGUUCUUCGGUUUGACAACUAUCGUCCACUUUCUACGGGCAGUUUGGAAGUACAUGUCCCGACACCAAGAAGCCAUAUUGACUGUUCCAGAGUCACUCCUGAAGGUCACGGAGACGACCUUCGAUGGAGUCAAGGUCAUGGUGUUAGAACCACAGUCUGCAGAGAAGCGGAGCGCCGUCCCAGGACUGGUUUACAUCCACGGUGGGGCGUUUUGUUUUGGCAGUGCAGCUAGUUGCUUCCACAUCACAUCCCAUCUUGCCUUAGAGCUGGGUGCUGUGGUCGUCUCAGUCGACUACCGUCUUGCACCGGAGCACAAGUUCCCGGCUGGGCUGAACGACUGUGUGAUGGCAACCAAGUAUUUCCUUAGACACGCCCAGAAGUACAACGUGGACCCCGCUCGUGUUGGGAUCGCUGGCGAAAGUGCCGGGGGGAGCCUUUCAGCGGUGGUCGCAUUGAAACUGGGGCAGGAAAGACAGAAUCCUGGUCUGAAACUCCAGGUCCUCCUGUACCCCUCAACGCAGGGUCUCGUGCUCACAGCAUCCACCUACAAGUACGGCCCGUGUGAGGUUCAGUCCGUAUGGGAGGCAGCCUACAUCACCUCUCUCUAUCUGUACGGCAACAGGUCGAAGAUCGACCUCGUACUUGCGAACCCUUACCCAGCCAAGCUGGAGGGUACCCACUACAUGAACUUCCUUGAUCCUUCCCUAGUGGACCCUGCCCUCCCCCCUCUCCCCCCAGGGAGACAUGUUAAAAGGGAGGACAUAGCGGCUGGCGACAGUGAUCUUGAGGUGGCUCUGAACCCGCACGUUUCACCUCUCCUUGCUGAAGAAGAGGACAUAAGGGGUCUCCCACCUACGUUCAUCACAGCCAUGGAGUACGACAUAAUCCGAGACCAUGCUAUUUUCUACGCCAAGCGUCUUGAGCGAGCUGGAGUCAAGGUGAAGAUGUUACACUACAAGACCGGCUACCACGGUCAGUUCCAGGACUUCAGGUGGUCUGAGGCGGGCAGGGGCAUGAUGGAGGACGUCUUGUCCUACCUGAAGGAGAAUCUGUGAUACUUAGACUUUAUUCGGAUUGUAAACAAUACAAUACAAGUGGGUCACAGGCUACCCUGGGUGCCAGACCGGACCGGGCAGCCAGCUAGUUACAGUAAAUGCAUUUAAGUUUGUAGGGAACUAGGGAUUCAAUUUUUUGGUAGCAGGGAAAAUGACUUUUUGCGAUGGUUUUAAUUCGCGGUAGCACCUGGAUGAUGCACUGUAGUC
Branchiostoma floridae (Florida lancelet) is the source of this 1677-nucleotide messenger RNA. RefSeq names its product arylacetamide deacetylase-like. The coding region runs from base 259 to 1470 and encodes 403 amino acids. NCBI's taxonomy places the organism in Eukaryota, Metazoa, Chordata, Leptocardii, Amphioxiformes, Branchiostomatidae. Gene Ontology annotation, molecular function: hydrolase activity. The transcript has 5 exons. The record is from RefSeq and is a predicted model, not a curated record.